AUGGCGGAGGCAAAGAAGCAAACCCUAGGUCACCGUCGAACUGAAUGCAAGAUCAUCGAGAACAAAGCCGCGCGCGAGGUCACGUUCUCCAAGCGCCACCAGGGCAUGUUCCGGAAGGCGAGCGAGCUCGUCAUCCUGUGCGGCGCCGAGGUGGUGAUCAUCGCCUACUCGCCCCACGGCAACCCCUUCGUCUUCGGCCACCCGUCUGCCGAUGCCGUCAUCGAACGCUACAUCUCCGGGGGAGCUGGCACCCGAGCGAGCAAGGCGGCGGCUGCUCCGAGCCACGCUCUUGACGAGCACAAGAGGCAAUUACAAGACUCGGUGUCGAAGCUCGAAGAGGCAAAAAGGGUCGAGGCCGAAGCCGGAGAGGGAAGAGCUGCCGGGAAUUGUUCUGGUCAGAUGUGGUGGGAUGAGAACGUUGGUGAUGGCAUUGGAGCGGAUGAGUUGGAGCAUUAUGUGGAUUCGCUGGAGAAUUUGAUGAAGAUGGUCGCUGAUAGAUUAGGUAUUCAACCUUGUGUUUGA
Molecule: messenger RNA, 522 nt
Organism: Syzygium oleosum
Lineage: Eukaryota; Viridiplantae; Streptophyta; Magnoliopsida; Myrtales; Myrtaceae
Product: agamous-like MADS-box protein AGL61
Exons: 1
Coding region: 1-522 (173 amino acids)
Biological process (GO): regulation of transcription by RNA polymerase II
Molecular function (GO): protein dimerization activity; DNA-binding transcription factor activity, RNA polymerase II-specific; RNA polymerase II cis-regulatory region sequence-specific DNA binding
Source: RefSeq, a predicted model, not a curated record